GAAGCACAAGCGUUGCUCAUGUAAAUACUCCGGAAAAGAACUCGUUUGAGAGAAAUGGGUGCUUUCGCUUGAGAGGAGUAUGAGAGAACAGCUCUAUGGAUCAUGGCAACGUGAAAUGUAAUUCCACACUCUACAAGGCGAGUGGGGUGUAACCAUGGAGAAAGCCAACAACAGUUUCCCCAGUUUCAAUGAAUUGGAUGACUACCUCACCAGACGCAACUCCAACUUUGUGUGGCUCCUCGUGGCCACUAUUAUGUCAUGUGGAUGGAUCAUAUACCUGACAUACUACAAUUCCCGUAAUAUUGGACUCAUCCUCACCCUCAUCAUUAAUCGUCUCUAUAAGAAUGGAUACAUACACAUCGGUUCAUUCUCAUUCUCUGUGCUGUCUGGCAAGGUCAUGUUCCGAGAUGUCUAUUUCAUCAAUGAAGACAUGUCGAUCAGAAUUCAAGAUGGGUUACUUAUAUUUCGUUGGUGGAAGAUGUACAACCCCAAACAGAAACAACAUGAUCCAAAGGCUGAGACAAGGGUCUAUGUAACGGUUAACGGCUUUGAGUUCCAUGUGUAUAAUCGCACGGAUCUGUACGCUCGGCUUCAGGAAAUAUUUGGCCUAGAGCCCACCCUUAUCCCACCCCACCAGGAUGAGGAGAAAGGGCGAGAGCAGAGGGAUAAAUCCCUGGAGAGUGUUCACAUCAAAGCUGAGACUCAGGACCCGUCAACUUCCUGGAGGUCUCUCAUCCCCGUCUUCAAAGUCAACAUCAGUACAGGACGUGUGGCAUUCGGUAAUCACCAUCUUCCCCAGACCCUGUGUAUGAAUUUUGACGAUGCCUUCCUGACAUAUGCCACCAAACCACCUAGCAGCCACUUGGAUCAGUUCAUGCACAUCGUGAAGGGUUCUCUGGAGAACGUCCGUGUCAUGCUGGUGCCCAGCCCACGAUACCUGGGCCUUCAGAAUGAUGAACCACCCAGGCUCAUGGGAGAAGGCUUUGUGGUCAUGCAGUCGAAUGAUGUCGACAUCUACUACUACCAGGAUGAAGCAGGUUUGGUCCCAGAGGAACAGGAGAAUGGAGAUACAGAAGCCUGCUCUGAAGAUGCCAAGCUACAAGACUUGCCUCCAUGCUGGGGUUUGGAUAUCGUGUGUGGCAAAGGAACAGACUUUAACUAUGGCCCAUGGGCCGACAGACAGAGAGACAGCCUGUGGAAGUUCUUCCUGCCUGCAGACUGUCAGCCAAUGAAAGUGAGCGAUGUCGCCACACCAGGCAAACCUCGACAGAUCCUUGCCUUUGAGCUGCGUAUGAACAUCAUAGCUGAUGCGACAAUAGACCUGCUAUUCACAAAGAACAGGGAGACGAAUGCGGUCCAUGUCAAUGUAGGAGCAGGUUCUUACCUUGAGAUCAACAUACCCAUGACUGUUGGGGACAAUGGUUAUUCUCCCACUGUUAAAGGCCAGUUAUUACAUGUAGAUGCAAGCAGCAGUAUGCAGUACAGGACACUUCUAGAGGCUGAGAUGCUGGCUUUCCAUGUCAUAGCCAGUUACCCACGCGUGUGGAACAUGCCUCAGUCCUGGCAGUGUGAGAUUGAGGUUUACAAAGCCAUGUACCACUUCAUCUAUGCACAGAAGAACUUCUUCACAGAUCUGAUUAAGGACUGGGCCAGUGACAGUGAACCGGAUAUCUACUCAUUUGUACCAUAUUCGUGGAAGUUUAAGGUACUCUUUCACCAGUUUGAGAUGAUUUGGGCUACCAAUCAGCACAACUGGAUCGACUGCUCCACCAAACAGCAGGAGAAUGUUUAUCUUGCUGCCUGUGGGGAAACGCUGAAUAUUGACUUCACUUUGCCAUUUAACGAUUUUGUCCCGACCACCUGUAACACACGUUUCUGUUUGAGAGCUGAGGACACAGAUAUGCGCUUGUGUCUGCCUGACUGUCACCCCAGCCGGUACCCACUGCUCACCCUCGCUAAGGAUUACCAGCACUGUAAGACCCCUCCAAACAGCAGUAUGCCAGCAGAAGGGCAAGGAGCACCUCCCAAAAACAGCAAACCCCGUUGGAGGAACAUGACUCAUGCAGAGGCUGGUUGGGUGGACUGCUGGAGUGUGCCGAACUUCAUGCUUAUUAUAGACUAUACUUGGCAUCCCAUCUAUCCUCAGAAAACUGACCAGCAGCUCAAACAAUCAAUGUCGGAAAUAGAGGAGUCCAUGCUGUCAGCACUGCGACCGCCAGAACAUGCUCCACCUGUGCCUCCUCCACCUCGAAUCUCCUCUGACCCCAGCCUGCUGCCCCCUGACCGUUUACAUGUUGAGAUGGAGUUGAGCCCAGACUCCCACAUUACCCUUUAUGGCCCCCUCCUCAGAGCACUGGUGUCCAUCAAGGAAAACUACUUUGGAGAGGACGACAUGUACACAGACUUUGAGGAGUCUCUAUCCAGCCCUGUGCUGAGCUCCUCUGGUUGGCUCGGGGUGGGCCUGGAGGAGAACCGCUCUAAAGACACACCCAAUCCUCUCUCCCUACGGCCCUGGGAUAUCACCGUGCUCAUCAAUUUGCACAAAGUCCAUGGACGACUUCCAACGCACUGUAGCAGUGAUGGCCCAGAGGGUCCUGCAGGCUUCCUGGAGCGCCUGUGUUUUGAGAUGAAAAAGGGAUAUAAGGAGACCAUGCUACAGCUCGUUCUCUCGCCUCUACAUGUGUUUGUCAGUGAUAACUAUCAGCGGCCUGCUGUUGAUGCUGUGUUGCGAGAUGGGCAUCUGAGCCUCUCGGGGUUGCAGAUGAGAGCCCACGCUAUGUUCUCAGCGGAGGGCUUACCGGCAGGCAGUGACACACUGGAAUAUGCUUGGCUCAUCGAUGUUCAAGCUGGAGCUCUUACAGGGAGAGUCAGCGUGCCACAGUGUGCAUCUCUUCUGGAGUGGGGCGAGAGCUUUGUGUUUCAUGUGGUGUCCCGAGAGUUCCAGCUCGAGCAGCCAAAACCAUCUGUCACCUGCCAACAUGGAGUUGAUCGUAGAGUCUGUGUUGCCAAGCAUGCAGCACUGCCUGGUCCCUGUCGCACAUCAGAGGAUCUGAAGUACACCAUGACUCGACUAACAGUUGAUGGAGCCCAGGUUUUCAUUGUUGAACACAGCUGUGCAGCCAAUAUUAAGACCGGAGCCUUGCGGUUGGCCACAUGUAAUCUGCACACAGCUGCUGUCAGCGAAGGCAUCAGUGCCGUUCUGCAAGACGUAGUCAUCGCUCAGUUCAUCGAGCAACAGGAAGUUGCACGGCUUGGCCUGCCUCAGCCCCUUCUUCGACGGUCUCAUUGGCUCGAAGCUGGUUCAGUGAGCUUUAACCUCAUUACAGCUGAUGUGGCAUUGGCUGCUGACCAUCCAGCCAAAUAUGAGGUCCAGAGGCAGUUCCUGGAGCUUCAUGACAUAAAAACAAAAAGACUUUGGUUCCUUUGGCCUGAGGAGAAAUACAAGCGAAGCCGUAAUCGCUGUGGUUGUCUUGGUGGAUGCCUUUUUUUCGGCGGCUCGGUUGGUGACUUCUUCCGCUUGGAGGAAAUCACACCCUCAUCAAGCUCUGCCUUCUCUAGCAUCAGUGCAGAAAGUGAUAUGUCCUAUGGACAAUCAUUAUUACAUCCUGGAGAAUGGAUCGUCACUAAGGAAAUUCCCAAACUUUCUGACUCUAAAGGAGUUGCUAUGCGGAGAGACACGUGUUCCCCUGCUCCGAUGGUGGACUUGGAGAGACGUGGCCAGCACCUCAGUCUCCACGUACCUCAACGCUCUUACAGCUCUGUCUCUUCCUCUGAGGAGAACUCUUCCUCCAGUGCUGCCCUGCCUCUGUUAGCUGGAGAACGAGAGAGUCCCUCCCCUUCUACAGAGUUAAUGAAUGUAGCCACUGAUGGUCCGAUCCCUGAGGGUCCAUCCUUGCGCUCUCCACGCUGCUCUCCUAUCAAGCGGCAGUCAUCUGUCCAAUCAGCUCGCCUCGGCAGCACCAAGAGCCUAUCGGCUGCAGCCUUUGCAGAGAAAGCCACGCCUCCUACUGGUGUGCAGUUUAGCAGCGAGGUUUCCCGUAGCGACGAGAACGUUCUAGACUCGCCAAGGCAGAGAAGAAGCUACGGUUCAUUUCCUUUCACUCCAUCAGCUGAUUCUAGCACAUUCCAUCAGUACCGCUCCGUUGACUCCUCCAUGUCUGUGGCUGACAGUGAAGCCUACUUUAGCGCUAACGAGGAAUUUGAGCCAGUCAGUAGCGAUGAAGGUCCAGGUACCUAUCCAGGGAGGAAACGCAGGCGAAGACAGCAGGGUCAGCCUCACGCGGGACACAGUCGUACAUCUAUAUACCACAGUGUGGAAGGACCUCUGUCAAUCGCUGAGACCCGCCCACCUCCGCUGCCUAGCCACACUUCCCAAGCCUCAUUUGUCUCUGCACUAGGAUUGGAGGAGGAGGGCUCCAUUGAAACUGAGAAGGCGGAGCCUGGCCUCCUGACAGCACAGCCACUUUUAAUGACUUGUUACCAAAAUUACCUUGCGCAUUAUCAUGUUUCUAACUGGGCUGUUAAGCAGCCAACCAAUAAGAGAACAUCUAAGUCAUCACUGCAUCGCCCACUUGACCUUGAUACGCCCACAAGUGAGGAGAGCUCCGCCUCCUUUGAUCAGCUGUCCAUCCCAUCUUUUAAGAUGGUGAAGGGUGGUUUGUCUGCCAGCUCACUAUUGGACAGAGGAAUUCAUCUCAUGGGUGAUAUUAACAGCACACCUUACACACCACUUGACAAGCAGGCAAUGGACAACACAGAUGAGGACACAGUGAUGGAGGACUGGACUGUUGAUCAGCCUCUUGCCCAGACAAGAACCACAGCCAUCAUAGAAGUCAAAGGGGCAGUCAAUGUGGUUCUGACUCCUUUAGUAGCUGAAGCCCUAGACAGGUACAUUGAGUCGAUGGUUCACUUUGCCAGUAUUCGCCACCCUGCAUCAAUCCUCGAUGACCUGCAUGGAAAAGUGCUUAAUGAAGUGUAUCAGAUCAGCAAAUCCACUGUCUCUGAGUCUAGCACAGUAAAAGCAGAGCACAAAAUAUCUAAGACCGAGGGAACCACCCCUGGGUCUCUGAGCACACCUCAUGGACAGACCGACCUGUCAAUCAAACCUGACAAUGUGAAGAUAAAGGGUUUGCAAGCUAACGUGACUGUCCCAAAGGUGAACCUCUGUGUGCUUCAGGCGUCUGUUGAAGAAGGUUCACCGUCCAAUAAGAGUGUCACACACGUCUCUCUGGUGGCCUUGUGUUUUGACCGGAUUGCUACUCAGCUGCGCAUGAAUAGGGGAAUAGUGGAGGACACAGAAAAGCCCUCUGUUAUGAUGGAGAAGUUCUCGUCUGCAUCUAAGAUGGCACCGCAGUCCAGCGGUUCUCUCCGUUCUAAUGCUGGAAUUGAGAAAGGCAAGGAGAUCGCAGCCAGACUCAACAUACACCGCAUACACAGCCAACUCCGUGGCCUGGACUCAUCAGACCUUGGAGCUUGUGCCAUCACUGCCAUUCCUUUUGAGAAGUCCAAGGUUCUCUUCAGUUUGGAGGAAACUGACGACUUUGUUUUAGUGGAUGAGACUGAGCCCUCUGUCUCCACUGAUCAUGGUCCAGACCACACCCCUGACCACGCUCGCUCUGGGGCCAAUCCUGAGAAAUGGGGUUGGAUUAUGUUUGAAUGUGGGAUUGAGAACCUCACUGUCAAAGGUGGGCGGCAGUCAGGAGCCGUGCUCUACAGUGCUUUUGGGGUGAUGGGCGGGGUCGACAGCGGGGUCAGGGAUGGAGCCUUAAAAUCAAACGAUUCUAGUGGUUCUCAGACAGGAAGUGGCUACAGCACUGAUGUAUCUGAUGAUAACCUGCCCAAUGAUGCACAGAGCCCUGCUUCUGAGCCCAACAACAACUCAGACUCUGACGAUCAGGAUGAGGGAGUGGAGUCAGAUGAUCUGAAAAAGGACCUUCCCCUCUUGCCUCCUCCUCCUGACUCCAGCAGUAUGAAGCUGACUAUAAAGGAGAUCUGGUUCAGCUUUGCUGCGCCAACCAACAUCCGUUCUCAUGCUCCAGCCAUGUCCAGGCAGUUGAAUCUGUUGAGUACUGCGACCCCCGCGGUCGGUGCAUGGUUGGUUCCAAUUGAUGAGCUGAAAUCCUCCCUGCAGAAACUGGACAUGGAGGCCACACUGCGUGUGUGUGCAGUCAUGGGCUGCAUAAUGACUGAGGCCCUGGAGAAAAAGAGUAUUCACUUUCCAUUUCGCAGCAAGUAUAACCGCGUUACAAAGCGAGCCCGGUAUCUUCACGAGAAUCCGUCCUGCUUACUGUGUAAUAUUCUACAUCGUUACCUGCAGCAAGCUGAUUACAGCAUUAUUGAAGAGGCCACCAUGAAUGAUGGACUACCUGCUCUGGUCACCCUGAGGAAAGGUUUGGUGGCACUUGCUCGUCAGUGGAUGAAGUUCAUUGUUGUCACACAGGGCUUUAAGGCGGUUGGUUUGCCACGACCCAAUCAGCUUCCAAAGCCCAAAGAGCAUGACCCCAUCGAGCCUGAUCAGACUCAGGGACCAGACUGUGGCACUGCCUUGCAGAGUGACACCAGCGCUGAUGGAGCCGAGUUUGAGUUUGAUGCAGGUAUUGUAAGUGAGCAUACGAUGCUUUUAGAGGAAGUAUGUAGUCGUCCUGCUCCUACUGGUAACUCUGCCCCUGUGACUGGAGUCGAGAUCAUGAGAAAACUGUCCAAAUCACACACACACACCGAAUCUGCCCACAAGAUCAAGGGAUCCCACCCUUACCAGUCCCUGAGCUACACGAGUGGAGAUACAGCAGUUGAUUCUCCAGCUCAUGUCAAUCGGACAGGGCUGCAGUCCAAUCACAGUCCUAGAAAAGAGUCGUUGCUAAGCUACCUAACAGGAAGCAUCCACAGUCUGCACAACCUCCUGGAAGCCACGCCCCAUCGAGCAAACGAACAAAUGGCAGCCAAGAGCAGCUCCCUGACACGUACAGGCAAUAGUGUGGGUGCAGACGUGUUAACAGAACAUCCUCUUCUGUCGGAGCCAUUCUCCGUCAGCUUCUACAACUGGAUGUCAAAUGCUGUUGGCAACCGCACAGGCGGCAACGUCCAAGACUCACCUCUCAACCGCUCUCAACACAACAGCCUGCAGACCGGAGGAGUCCUCCCCACCAUUCCUUCUGCAUCAGAUUUUAACACUGUACUGUCCAGUGAUCAGAAUUCACUGGACACACACUCCCAGCACAGCACGAGUCAGGAUGACCUGCUUGAUCAAGAUGAGACGAAUCUCUGCCCUGCAGCGGUGCAGCUGGCCGACGCACAGGUUGUUUUUAAGCCUUUGUUGAGUCACAUUGGUAUCCAGCCCCAGGAUGCUCCUCCACUCAGUUACAAAAUGUAUUUUGGGGAGCACCUGUCCUUCAGUGGAACUCUUGAGUGUCUGAGAGCAGACAUUGUCGACUCUGACACCAGCAAAGAAAGGAAGAACAAACGAGGACACAGGCAGGGAAUGGUGAACCUCCCCCCUCUUGAUUUCAAGCCUGCCCUGAUGAUUGAGACAUUCAGUUUGAACGCAGUCAUCCUGGAGAAGUGCAUGUCAACCCCUCCCUCUGCCAGCGCACUGUCUUUCCAUGAGCUGAGCCGGAGACCCCAGGCCAGUGUGCACUGCCAUUUUACCCUUGCUUGCCAAGCGAUUCGCCAGCACGUGGAUAUGGCCCUGGUCCGCCUCAUUCACCAGUUCAGCACGAUGAUCGAUGACAUCAAAGCCACGCAGACUGACAUCAAACUCAACCGCUACACUGCCGGCUCCUCUUCCCCAACGCCCACCAAGGCACGGCCGUAUCGGGAAUUCCGCUCUUCUGAUUUCAGCCGUAGUUCUCGUGGGAGCCUGAAUGGAGCUGCUCGACUGGGCACCCAGAAGAGCAAGCGGACCGUGGUCGGCCCGGGCCUAGACACGCUGACCAGGAAUCGAGAGCCUCGUGGAAGGGGGACACUGGGUCGCUCGGAACGAAGGACGUCUAAAGUAUCUCGGAAAGGUUCACGAGACGUGGCAGACCACAUGACCAUUCAGAUGGAUGACUCUGACUCCAUCACAGUGUCAGAGCAAAGCGAGCCAUCGGCUGAGUGCUGGCAGAACAUGUACAAACUUCUUAAUUUUUACUCGCUCAUAUCAGACCCCACAGGCAUCCUGGAGAAGAACCAGGAUAAUGCCCUCUCAGAGGGUGGGCGGAGCCCUGCAGAUCCUCCAUGUCAUGUAGUGUUUGAAUCUGAAGGUGAGACGCCCCCCAGUCGACUGGGUCGUAGGCGGAGCUUGGUAAGCUCUGAGCCCCAGCAUGUGACGCUGAUCGUGUUUGGCGUUGGCAUGGUGAACCGCACGCAUCUGGAAGCAGACAUUGGAGGACUGACCAUGGAGGCGGAGCUUAAGAAAAUACAUGGCAGUUUUACUCUAAAGGAGAAAAUGAAGGAUAUUCUCCAUCAGAAAAUGACUGAGACCUGUGCCUCGGCUCAUAUUGGAUGUGUGAACAUUGUGCUUCUGGAAGGAAUCACACCAGACAUACAACUAGAGGAUUUUCCAACCUCACCUACCAGCACAACCAAGCAGGAGUUCCUGACGGUGGUGAAAUGUAACAUCGCAAAGUCCCAGGCUUUAUAUAGCGCACAGCGUGGGCUGAAGACCAAUAACGCUGCCGUAUUAAAAGUGGGUGCAAUCUUCAUCAACAUCCCGCAGCACCCUGCAACGCUGCACAGCAUGAUGGUCCGCAGCUCCCACCAGCUCUCCAAACAGAUUUCAGACCUCAUCCGUCAGCCUUCCAACAUCCCGCCGCCCAGCCGUGAAGACACACCUACUCCACAGCCCUCUGAAGUGAGUGUCAAUCAAACUCCAGUGGAGGCCAACGAGUUUCCUCAGCUGCCCGAAGGACUGGAGAAGAAGCCAAUAGUGUUGAAAUUCAGCGCUAUGCUGGAUGGGAUCACUAUUGGUGCAGCCCUGUUGCCCUCUCUCAAAGCUGAAUACAAGAUGGGUCGCAUGAAGAGCCACGGCAUGACAGGUGCUCAGACACGGUUUACUUUUGAACUACCCAGUCAUAAGUUGUGUUUCCAGUCGAAGGUUUCCCCUGUGGAUGUGUCGGCCAUGCCGCCCACUGCCAGCCUGUCACUGCCUCCUGUCACCAUGUCAGGACAGUACAUCAUACAGGAGCACGAGGGGCACAGCGACACUGCCUGGGCCCCAGGAUACAGCAGCUAUCUUCAGGGAAACUACUUGCGCUGUGUAGCUGAGAUUGGAUCUUUCGAACACAACUUGACGACAGAUUUGCUCAACCAUCUAGUCUUCCUUCAGAAGGUCUUCAUGAAGGAGGUCAAUGAGGUCAUCCAGAAGGUGUCGGGAGGGGAACAGCCAAUCCCACUAUGGAAUGAACAUGAUGUGUCAACAGAUGGUGACAAACCUAAAAUCCUGCUUUAUUCUAUUAAUCUGACAUUUAAGGGGAUUCAAAUGACAGCCACCACUCCUUCUAUGAGGGCGGUGCGCUUUGAGACGGGCUGGAUUGAGCUUGAACUGUCCAAUCGGGUUCAGUGCAAGACUACUCCCACAGGAAGUAACUACCUGAAGCUUUUUGGGAAAUGUCAAGUGGAUCUCAACUUGGCUUUGGGGCAAAUCGUCAAACAUCAGGUGUAUGAGGAGGCUGGGUCAGAUUUCCACCAGGUGGCGUAUUUCCGCACUCGAAUCGGUUUGCGCAAUGCUCUGCAGGAGGAGAUCAGUAGCAGCUCUGACAAAGAGGCUGUCCUGAUCACACUCAACCGUCCUAUCGUUUUUGCUCAGCCAGUAGCAUUUGACAGAGCUGUUUUGUUCUGGCUGAACUAUAAGGCUGCCUAUGAUAACUGGAAGGAACAACGCUUGGCUCUCAACUCGGACAUUCAUAUGGCCACCAAAGAGGUGGUAGACAAACUGCCAGCCAUACAGCAGACCAGCGUCCAGGCCUUCAGCACUCUCUUCCUGCAGCUCACGGUCAAUGACCUGGGCAUCUGUCUGCCGAUCACCAGCACCACACAGGCCAAUCACAGUAUUGAUUUUGACACUGGCUCAGCACUGGUGUUAACCAUCGAGAGUACAUUAAUCACAGCCUGCUCCUCUGAAUCUCUGGUCAGCAAAGGCCAUUUCAAGAACUUUUGCAUUCGAUUUGCCGAGGGGUUUGAGACAACUUGGGAUGAUUGGAAACCUGAGAUCAGAGGCGACUUGGUCAUGAAUGCAUGUGUUGUCCCUGAUGGCACUUAUGAGGUUUGCUCCAGAACGACAGGCCAGGCCUCUGCAGAGAGCAGCAGUGCAGGAACGUGGACGCUGAAUGUCUUGUGGAAGAUGUGUGGCAUUGAUGUGCACAUGGAUCCCAACAUCGGCAAGCGCCUGAAUGCUCUGGGUAACACCCUCACCUCUCUGACUGGUGAAGAGGACAGUGAUGACAUCACAGACUUCAACUCAGUCAACAUGGCCAACCUAUCAGACGAGGACGAGAGUGACGGCAUGUCUCCCCCCGUACACAUGUGUCCUGAAGGGGAUCUCAGUCCCAGACUUUCAUUCAGGAGGCGGCUGGUGAACAGCAUACUUGGCAUUAGCCCCCCUCCCCUCUCACCUUCUGAGUGUCGUAAUAUUUCUCCAUCAUCCACAAUCACUCGGCUAAAGUCGAGAAGUGUUCGCCUGUCAUCCACAGCCAAUGCAGAACGAACUAGACAUCCCAGACCCCUGUCCUGGGGCUGUGAAUCUGUUGACCUGCGCAGACAGGCGGUCAUGAGCAAUCAAAUCAUCGACGCUCGUGGACGCAAGUUCUCCAAGCGCUUGGUGGAUAUUAGAGAACUCAACGAGCAGGCCAAAGUCAUUGACGAUCUCAAGAAACUGGGAGCAAGUGAAGGCACCAUAAACCAGGAAAUCCAGCGCUAUCAACAUUUAGAAUCUGUUGCUGUCAAUGAUAUCCGCCGGGAUGUGCGCAAGAAACUGCGGCGCUCCAGCAUGCGGGCAGCGUCUUUGAAAGAUAAAUGGGGUUUAGGCUACAAGCCAAGCUACAACAACAGCAGGUCAAAGAGCAUUUCAGCAACAGGCAGACCACCUCUGAAGAGGUCGGAUAGACCCAGGGAUGACAUGCCAGACAUUAAAGUGGAUGCAGCAUCUCCAGCACCAAGGGUUACCUUCAACAUCGACACGACGGAAUCCCCAAAUCCAAUCCCAAGUACAGCUGACUCAGUUUUUAAGUUCCCGGAGGAGACAGAGUUGGACCUGUUGUCUGUCGCCAUUGAUGAUCCUGUCCAUUACCCAUCAUGCUCAGUGUUCAGUGCCCCUGGCACACCCGCAGUCUUUUCACCAACCAUUCCCUUCCAGCCUGAUGACACCCGCCGUGAUGACCUCUCCUCGACUUCUUCAGAGGAUUCGGACAAAGAUGAGGAGUUUGAGAGGGACAGACAGCACAACUCUUAUCGAAGACCAGGGGGCUCUCAGAGAAAGUCAUCUGCACUGUCUGCAUUAUUCAGCGAGCGCUGGCCGGCCACGCCCCCUCAGCGUGGAGGAUUAGCCCCGCCCACCGAGCGGAACAUUGACUUUGAGCUGGACGUGCGUGUUGAGAUCGACAGCGGCAAGUGUGUGCUGUACCCCAGCACCCAACAGCCCGAGCAUGAAGAUCUCACAGUGAGAAGGAGUUGUGAGCGGAGUUCGAGGAGUCUGGAUCAGGAAUCUCCUCCUAAGAAGCGAAAACAGCAGCACAGUUUUGCCUCCAGCUCCCAUCUGCUGAAUGCCAAGCGAGUGCCCACUUCUCUGCAGAGCAAGAGCAGUGACAUUGAGACCACGGUCUUCUACAUCCCUGGAGUGGAUGUUAAGUUACAUUACAAUUCUAAAAUGCUGAAGACGGAGUCACCAAACGCCUCUCGUGGAUCCUCGCUUCCCAGAACCCUUUCCAAAGAGUCCAAGCUGUAUGCUAAAGGUAAGGCAAGUGUGGGGGUGAAGAUGGCUAAGCUGUAUGCAUGGGUAGCUCUGCAGACACUGCCAGAGGAAAUGGUCAUCAGUCCAUGUCUGCUGGACUUCUUGGAGAAAGCGCUGGAAACCAUUCCUAUCACACCAGUCGACAGAAACUACACAACCCUAAAUGUUCCCGAGGAGGAUGUAGGUCAUUUUGAUUCUGUGGAGCCUCUGGAGGAGUCUCAGGUGUCUCUUGUGUCUUCUGCUGCGUCUCCGUACUCCUCCUUCCCUGUGGAUGUGGUAGUUUAUGUCAGGGUGCAGCCAUCUCAAAUCCGGUUCAGCUGUCUGCCCAUGUCUCGAGUAGAGUGCAUGCUGAAGCUUCCCUCUCUGGACCUGGUUUUCUCAUCCAAUAGGGGUGAGCUUGAGCCCACUGCCCCCACCUGUCCACCUGAGGGCCCUCACACACCUUCCUCCACACCUCCAUCGGUACACAAUGCCAACCGAGUGCCUGGAAGCAAAGGGCCAUCCACAGGAUUAGGCAGUCCUUUAGGCCGGAGUCGCCACCACAGCAGCCAAUCAGAUCUAACAGGCCCACCCAUAAACUCAUCAGGUCUGAGUUUCACCGCCUGUAUGUCAGAUUUUUCACUGUAUGUGUUUCAUCCUUACGGAGCUGGCAAACAGAAAUCUGCAGUUACUGGCCUCCCACCCGGACCAGGACCUCUGGGAGCUGACGAGGAGGCCUCUUCAGUGACGGGCAGGAAAGACUCUCUCUCCAUCAACUUGGAGUUUGUAAAAGUCAGUCUUUCCCGGAUGAGACGGGCAGGAUGUCCAGCAUUUAUUGAUACUUUCAUUGCCAGCAAGGGCGGGAAGAUGGACACAACUCUAAUCAACAUCUCAGCGGUGUGUGAUAUCGGUUCUGCAUCCUUCAAGUACGACAUGAGACGUCUGAGUGAGAUUCUUGCAUUUCCGCGAGCUUGGUACCGCAGAAGCAUUGCCAGGAGAUUGUUUCUAGGAGACCAGACCAUUAACUUACCAGCCUCCGGUCCUGCCACACCAGACUCUGUGGAAAGCAUCGCGCAGCACUUGUCUCCUGAAUCCAGCCGUAAAGCGUACUGGAGGACAUGGGACGGCCAGUCCACUCAACACCCCUCCUCGGUCAUCACCGAUGCCACACCAAGCCACGCACACCUCAAAUCACCUGCCAUUGGACGCUCCCGCAGCGUGUCCGACUCCUCAGCACCGCGCAGAGACUCUGUUACCAAGACCUCCACCCCGUCAUUCCGGAACGGAAAAGCAGCAGCACAGCAGGGUUCGCCAUGGGAGACGCUGGUGGUGUUCGCCAUAAACCUUAAACAGCUUAAUGUCCAGAUGAACAUGAGCAACGUCAUGGGCAACAAUACUUGGACAACGAGUGGGUUGAAGAGUCAGGGCCGUCUGUCAGUGGGCAGUAACAGAGAUCGUGAGAUCAGCAUGUCUAUUGGGCUGGGCCGCUCCAAACUUGAUUCCAAAGGAGGAGUGGUGGGUGGCAACAUUGACGUCAACACACUCAAGAUGGUCUCCCAUAUUUCAGAACAUCCUAAUCAGCAGCCCAGUCAUAAGAUCCAGAUCACCAUGGGCUCCACAGAGGCCCGGCUGGACUACAUGGGCUCCAGCAUAUUGAUGGGCAUCUUCAGUAACGCUGACCUGCAACUUCAGGACGAGUGGAAGGUGAACCUCUGCACGGCUGAGGCCAGUUUAUCUGAGAAAAGUGAGAUUUUUAUACAUGGAGACCUGCAGUGGGACAUAUUCCAGGUGAUCAUCUCCCGCUCCACCACCCCUGACCUGAUAAAAAUUGGCAUGAAGCUGCAGGAGUUCUUCACACAGCAGUUUGACACCAGCAAGCGAGCCCUGUCUACCUGGGGCCCGGUCCCCUACGUUCCUCCCAAAACCCCGGUCAUCAACAUGGACAAAGGAGCAGCAGAACUCUAUAUGGAUGCAGCUCAUCACAGGCACUGGCCCAGUGUGUUGAAGAUGGUGGCGGGGUGUCACAUUUCCCUCUUCCAGAUGCCUCUUCCAGAGGAUGCUGUGCAGCUGGGUGGCUCCAUGAGUCUCCAUGGCAAUCACAUGACUCUGGCUUGUUUCCAUGGGCCCAACUUCCGUUCCAAGUCCUGGGUGCUUUUCCAUCUGGAAGAGCCCAACAUCGCCUUCUGGACUGAAGCACAGAAGAUCUGGGAGGAUGGCUCCAGUGAUGAUUCCACAUACAUCGUUCAAACCCUUGACUUUCACCUUGGGCAUAAUACCAUGGUAACCAAGCCUUGCGGUGCUCUGGAGAGCCCAAUGGCAACCAUCACCAAGGUUACCCGCCGUCGCCACGAAAACCCACCGCAUGGGGUGGCUACAGUCAAAGAAUGGUUCAACUAUGUCACUGCCAUGAGGAACGAAGAGCUGAACUUGUUGCGUAACGUGGAUGCAAACAACUCUGAGAGCGGCGCAGCAGCGAAGAGCUCCAGCCUCCUGAGCGGCUUCAGGGGCACCUCCAGCUACAACCACGAAACCGAGACCAUCUUCGCCCUGCCCAAAAUGCAGCUCCAGUUCAAAUCCAUCCACGUACAAGACCCAGAGGAACCUUCUCUCAGUGAUGCCAGCAGUAAGCCCAAAGUGGAGUGCAGCGUGGUGACCGAGUUCACCGAUCACAUUUGCGUCACCAUGGACGCAGAGCUCAUCAUGUUCCUGCAUGACCUGGUGUCGGCAUACUUGAAAGAAAAGGAGAAAGCUCUCUUUGCGCCGCGCAUCUUUGCAUCUCGAGCCGGUCAGAAGAGCCCCACGGCGCAGCAGGAUGAGGCCUCGUCAGAAAAGAAGGAAAAGGAAGAGGGAGUGAACUAUGCUACAGUGGACUGGAGAGAGUUCCUCUGUAACACCUGGCACCUGGAGCCCACACUACGGUUGAUCUCGUGGACGGGACGCAAGAUUGAUCCUGUGGGGGUGGACUACAUUUUGCAGAAGCUGGGAUUCCACCAUGCAAGGACUACAAUUCCCAAGUGGCUGCAGAGGGGCGUGAUGGACCCUCUGGAUAAAGUUCUGUCCGUUCUCAUUAAGAAACUUGGCGUGGCAUUGCAGGAUGAGAAAGAGAAGAAAGGUCAAAGAGACAAAGAUGAACAUUAACUCAAAACACUUCAUUGUAUUAAUAGAUUUCCGCUAUCUGGAGCCAUCUGUGAAUUUCCCUUUUUUUUUUUUUUUUUACCUUGUGUGAAACCACUGGAUUUAUUGCAAACUACUGUACAGCAUACACAAACACAUCACAGUCAUUGAUGUACUGUGUGAGCAUUCAUGUUUGCCUUGGUUCAUAUGGCCAUAGCUCUUGGAUUACUAGAAGUGUUUUCAACAUUUUUUAAUUUUCAGAUCGCUUAGACGUCGAAUAGCUGCUCCUGAAUGCCAUCGGACUUUUAACAUGAAUUAAAUGCACUUACACGUCACUGACACUAACAAAAGAACAGUGAUCUUAAGCUACAGUAUACAGGUGUGCUCUUGAAAUCAGUUUACAUGAGUUCAGAGGAGCGAGAAGCAUCCUGUGUUUUUUCGCUGAGGUGAUUAUACCACUGACUAUUGCCAAUCAGACUUUUUAAAAUAGUUUUUAUUUAACAUUUUAAGAACAAACGGUCCAGGUAACCCCUGACCGGGUGGUAAAGUGUUCUUUCAGCCAGCAGAAGUAUGAACAUCCCCAAGCCUAAUUAUUCCUUUGAGAGUGACCAAAUUUUCCGAUGCCUGAUUAACAACACAUUUUGAGGGAUGAUCUAGUGGAAAUGCCUCAGAUAUUCCUGUGAAUACAUCAGAACCUCAGAUUGCGCUGUGUAAUGUGAAUUGGCCUAUAAAGCAAGGCUCUAACUUAAAAAAAUGUAAAUAUCUUUAACGCAUAAGCUGUUAACCAUGUUAUGCCUGUGGUGAUAGUGUUUUUCCUUUUAUUGUUGUUUUUUUCUUUUAGCUAUUUUUCAUAAGUGCAAUAGACAAUUGUAUAUACAGAGGUAAAUAUGUUCAAUGUGCUGAUUUCUUAACUGAAUAAAAUCAUUACUACUAAAGUGAA
Messenger RNA from Carassius carassius (crucian carp), 15956 nucleotides. Its product is annotated as bridge-like lipid transfer protein family member 1. The transcript has 87 exons. NCBI's taxonomy places the organism in Eukaryota, Metazoa, Chordata, Actinopteri, Cypriniformes, Cyprinidae. Gene Ontology annotation, biological process: synaptic vesicle endocytosis. Bases 155 to 15040 code for a protein of 4961 amino acids. The record is from RefSeq and is a predicted model, not a curated record.